AUGGGCAGACGACAUCGCCAGGCGAGAAGAAUGGAGCACAGCAAGUGCACGCUGCCAUCUGGCGACAGCGUCGACAGAUUGCCAAUAGAUUGCCAGGAGCAUCCUUCUUACAUCAGUGGCGUGUACACUGUGCAUCCAGAUGGGAUCAAUAAAAACAUUGAAGUGUACUGUGAUAUGACGACCGAUGGAGGUGGAUGGACGGUAUUUCAACGUCGUAUUAACGGUUCAGUGGAUUUCUAUCAAAAUUUCUUCUCAUAUGAAAAUGGUUUCGGAAACGUACAUGGUGAAUUCUGGCUUGGUUUAAAGUACAUACAUUCAAUGACGACAAACGCCUCAUCACUACGGAUUGACUUAGUGGCGGCGGAUCAAUCCUCAGUUUAUGAAGUUUUUCAAAACUUUCGGUUGUCAGCAGCUCCCAACUACACGCUGCAUGUAGAUCCUGGUCAAGGAUCAGCAGGUGAUCACUAUGGAUUGUCGUUUCACAACGGAUAUAGAUUUGCAACGUAUGACAACGACGAUGCCUACAAUUGUUCCCAGCAAUGUCAUGGAGCCUGGUGGUAUCACUAUUGUGCGCACGUGAAUUUAAACGGAAGAUAUAUUACGCCUGGCACAGUUUCUACCGGCCGGUUUACACCCUCUGAUGAGGCUGGGGUUAUUUACAACGAUUUUAAAGGACAUGACUCAUUUAAGGAGACAACAAUGAUGUUCAGGAGAGUUUAGCCCCUUGAAAUUGAAGAAUACAGAUUUAUACUGUAUAUUCGAUCUUUUAAAAUAAAAGUUGGUUAAUGUUCACAACAA
Dreissena polymorpha is the source of this 798-nucleotide messenger RNA. RefSeq names its product microfibril-associated glycoprotein 4-like. Lineage: Eukaryota; Metazoa; Mollusca; Bivalvia; Myida; Dreissenidae. The transcript has 5 exons. The coding region runs from base 1 to 720 and encodes 239 amino acids. The record is from RefSeq and is a predicted model, not a curated record.